Molecule: messenger RNA, 1416 nt
Organism: Olea europaea var. sylvestris
Lineage: Eukaryota; Viridiplantae; Streptophyta; Magnoliopsida; Lamiales; Oleaceae
Product: basic leucine zipper 9-like
Exons: 7
Coding region: 189-1181 (330 amino acids)
Biological process (GO): regulation of DNA-templated transcription
Molecular function (GO): DNA-binding transcription factor activity
Source: RefSeq, a predicted model, not a curated record
UGACUCCAUGCAAUGAUUCCCAACUUUUUCUUUCAUCCGGAAGCCACCCCACGGCUUCACCUUUCGCCACCCGUUAUUAUAUAAUCCCUCAAUCCCUUUCUACAAUCUUCCCCCCUUCUCUCUCCCUCACACUCGAACACAGUCAUUUUGCACACGGAACUGCACAUUCUUCAGAGCUAAGCAAUGACAUGACGCGGAGCCCUUCUGAAAUGGUUCUCCAUGAACUCUUUGAUCCAGAACAUGAGAAGAAACUUCAACAGAAAGUUGAGAUUUUUUCUGGGUCUGAUGAUGAUUUCUUUAACUUGGACGAUGCUGGAAUUUUCUUUCCAUUCAAAAAUCCGGAAACGUCUUUGUCAAGCUGUAGCUCAUUUGCAGAUAAUCAAUAUUUCCCUGGGAAUUUCACUUCUGAGCAGCCUCUGAUAUCGACAACAAUGGAUUCACUAUCAUCAAUAAGUGGCAUGCACAACUUCCCGAGAUUUCAACAAAUUCAUGAUUCCAUUCAUUAUUUGUCAGUUAAUAGUCCCUCAUCGGCUACCAAGCCUAAGAGCCGAGAUAAUCAACCAGCCGGAGCUAGCAGUGGUUCCUCGCAAGAUCAAUCUGAUGAAGAUGACCCAGAGUUAGAAGCUGGUUCUUGCGAACAAAGCAUAGACCAUGUCGAUAUAAAACGCCACAGAAGGAAAAUUUCAAACAGGGAGUCUGCUCGUCGCUCGAGGAAAAGAAAACAAGCACAUUUAGCAGAACUUAAUCGAGAGGUCGAGAAACUAAAUGGAGAACACGAAACUUAUUACACUCAGCUUGCAUAUGCUACUCAGAAAUUCAAAGAUGCUGCAACAAAUAAUCGAGUGCUUAAAUCAGAUGUUGAAGCUUUAAGAGCCAAGGUGAAACUGGCGGAAGACAUGGUGGCUCGAGGCUCAUUGACUUCGAGUUUGAGCCACCUUCUUGAAAAUUAUUUGAACACUCCCCAAACAUUUAUGAACAGUAACAUGAUCCAGAUGGAUAACAUGUCGCCAACAAUUAGCUACGAUGAUACUCUGUAUCCUUGUUUAACAAGUUCAGCCAUUGGACAUGAAAAUGCUGAGGCCUUUAAUGGCAGUGCAAGCAAUGCAGUUAUGAGUGACGCUGUAAGCUGCAUGUCCGAGAUAUGGCCUUGGGAAUCUCGUGCUGCUCCUGGGUCAAAGUAGAGGCGAUUCCCCCCUCUCGAGGAGAAGAUGUUCCGAGGAUGAUGUUGUUUCCAUUUAGGUUGCUGUUUGUGCUUAUUUGUGCAUUUACAUAGACUUGAUUUCUUCUCUCUAGUACUCGACUAAUGUACGUGCAAAAAGUUUCACAUUCGCAGUACUAUAUAUGUUGUGCGUAUAUUAUUGAAGUUUACGUCUUGAACAAUUUAAAUCUACUAUCAGAAGUUAUUUAUUUCGAAAA